This is a messenger RNA of Theobroma umbraticum, 2118 nucleotides long. RefSeq names its product tRNA nucleotidyltransferase cca2-like. Lineage: Eukaryota; Viridiplantae; Streptophyta; Magnoliopsida; Malvales; Malvaceae. Gene Ontology annotation, biological process: tRNA 3'-terminal CCA addition. The record is from RefSeq and is a predicted model, not a curated record. Gene Ontology annotation, molecular function: ATP:3'-cytidine-cytidine-tRNA adenylyltransferase activity; CC tRNA cytidylyltransferase activity; RNA binding.
AUGGCAUCUAAAGAAUUGCGAGCCACAUACACAAUUCGGGCAUUGGAUUGCUUGCUGGAUUGUGCUAGCGUUAAGGUAUGGCGAUGGAAUGGUAGCAAGAUCGGGGAUGCCAUGACCUUCCUUGGAUGCUCUUAUCUUGAAAUAGCUAAGUUACAAGUGCAGAGAUAUAUGAUGUUACGGAACCAAGUUAGGGCAGCCCCAACAUCCUUGGAAUUGGGUGAAAACGGGACCAUGGCUUAUGGGGUGGUGGUUUUGAUGAUGCCAAUUGAUUGCUCCACAACUUCGACAGCAACCUCUAAUCCUACCUACAAAAACCAGAGUCUUCCCUCGCCGAUUCUUACUUGCGGAGCUGGCAUGGCGAUCGCAGCGUGCAUUCCAGUGAAGGAGCAGAUUGAGUUGACGGAAACGGAAAGGAAGAUUUUCGAUAGGCUUUUGAACACCCUUCGCUACUUUAAUCUCCAAACUCAACUUCGAGUUGCCGGUGGAUGGGUCCGGGAUAAGCUUCUUGGCAAGGAAUGUUGUGACAUUGACAUCGCACUUGACAAUAUGUUGGGCAGUGAAUUUGUUUAUAAGGUUGGGGAAUACUUGUCAUCUAUAGGGGAAGAGGCCCAAGGGCUUGCUGUCAUACCUAGUAAUCCUGAGCAGUCUAAGCACUUGGAAACAGCAAGGAUGCGCCUUUUUGAUCUAUGGAUUGAUUUUGUCAACUUAAGGAGUGAGGACUACAGUGAGAAUAGCCACAUCCCUGGAAGGAAAUUUGGUACUGCUGAGGAGGAUGCAUAUCGAAGGGAUUUGACCAUUAAUAGCUUGUUCUACAAUAUUAACACCAACUCAGUCGAAGACUUCACUAAGAGAGGGAUCGAGGAUCUAAAAUUUGGAAGGAUAGUGACUCCAUUAGCUCCAAAGGAAACGUUUUCGGAUGAUCCCCUACGGGUUCUUCGAGCUGUUCGUUUCGCUACAAGGUUUGGUUUUGCGCUGGAUGAAGAAUUAAAGAGUGCUGCUGCUUGUGAUGAAGUAAAAACAGCUCUUGCAGAUAAAAUUAGCAGAGAGCGCAUUGGAACUGAAAUUGAUCUCAUGAUCUCUGGCAAUCAACCCGUUCAAGCAGUUAACUACAUUUGUGAUCUGACAUUAUUUUGGGUUGUUUUCAAGCUCCCUCCGGGGGUUGAGCCUGCUGUAUCAGAAGGAUGCUACAGGCUUUCUGCUGCUUAUGUGGAUGCAACAUGGAAACUUCUCCAACGUAUUGGAUGCUCCAGCUUUAGUGGGGAACAGAGAAGGCUGGCUUUGUAUUCUGCUUUAUUUCUUCCAUUGCGCGAUGCCACAUACAAGGAUCGAAAAGGUAAGAAGAUUCCUGCUGUCAGCUACGUUUUCAAGGAUUCUCUGAAGCGAAAAGCAAGUGAUGCUGAAACGGUCAUAAACGUCCACAAGUCAUUGGACAAAUUCUUAUCUUUGAUUCCUUGCCUUUUAUCAAAUGAUGAUACGCAACUCACCAAGGUGGACUGGGGACGAGAAUUUGUCGAUGUUCCUGUUAGUUCACAACUGCGGGUACUGACAGGGUUUCUUCUCAGAGAGAUUAAAGAUUUUUGGCGAGUUGCUUUGUUGAUGUCUACAUUGCUAUUUCCCACUGAUAUUGGCUGCACUGAAGAUGAUGGAGACAAGCAAUUUCAACUGGAUAAAAGAGAAGAGCUUUUUGUGUCAGUUGAGAAUGCCGUGGUUAAAUUAGGUCUUGGGAAAGUUUGGGAUAUAAAGCCAUUGGUUAAUGGGAAGGACAUUAUGAAUGUUUUGAAGCUUAGAGUUGGAGGGCCACUUGUCAGUGAAUGGCAUCAAAAAGUUCUCGCAUGGCAGCUGGCACAUCCUUCCGGGACUGCAGAGGAAUGUGUUGAUUGGAUGAGGGAAAGAUGCAGCAACUGCUUGGUGGCCAGACAUUUUUGUUCAACCUAAGAUUAUCAUCCACUGCUGGGGUUGGGGUUGGGGUACUUUUCUCAUCAUCCACUGUUGUAAACCUCAGGGUAAAUGGAUAAGCAAUUUGUCUGUACAUUUACUACUUGAACAAAGUAGCGUGUUCAUUACAUAAAACUGUUGUAGGAAAUUGGAGUAGGUUUGAUGAGGGUGGUAGGCACCCAG